This is a messenger RNA of Saccharomyces mikatae IFO 1815, 375 nucleotides long. RefSeq names its product F1F0 ATP synthase subunit h (gene ATP14). NCBI's taxonomy places the organism in Eukaryota, Fungi, Ascomycota, Saccharomycetes, Saccharomycetales, Saccharomycetaceae. Gene Ontology annotation, biological process: proton motive force-driven ATP synthesis. The coding region runs from base 1 to 375 and encodes 124 amino acids. The transcript has a single exon. The record is from RefSeq and is a predicted model, not a curated record.
AUGUUUUCCGUUGCUUCUAGAAGAUUCGUGCUUAAUGCUUCGGUCUUACCAUUGAGAUUGUGCAAUAGAACUUUGGCAACCACAAGAAUAUCCUAUAAUGUCAUGCAAGAUUUGUAUUUGAGGGAACUGAAAGAAACAAAGCUGGCCCCAAGCACUUUGCAAGACGCCGAAGGCAACGUUAAACCUUGGAAUCCACCAAAAAAACCAAGUCUACCAGAAUUAGAACUUCAAGGUCCAGACGCAUUGAAGGAUUACACUGAGCAAAAUGUAGAAACCGCUCAUGUGACCAAAGAGUCUGCAGAGGGUGAGUCAGAACCAAUUGAAGAGGAUUGGCUAGUUUUGGAUGAUGCCGAGGAAACCAAAGAGAGUCAUUAG